GCCACGGCUCUCCCCCCGGUGACGACGGGGCGCGAUAGAACGAGCGCGGCAGCGAGCGAGCGAAGGAGGCUGUUGGGCGAGGAAAGAGGUUCCGCUCCUUUCCUCGCGGCAUUGCCGGAGAGCCGGCGGCUGCAGUCGCAGAAGCGGCAUGGCCUGGCGCGGCGCGGCGCGUCUCCACCGCACCGACGGCGGCACAGCAGCGGGAGCCACAGCGACUGGCGGCGUAGCGCCGGCAACGUCGACGACCACCGCGCCGCAUGCCCGUCGCCGCACUCGGCCACUUCUUGGAUUACAAUGUUGUCCUGACGUCGUCGUCGCACCAGUGUGCCCCUUCGUCGUAGACGGCCUCCUCCUUCUCCUCCGCCCUGUCACUGUCGUCACGGCUUGGAUGCUAGCGGCGCAGCCGAGCAGCCGGAAGCAGCAGCAGCAGUGCGAGCGGCGGGCCUGAGCGCCGUUCGGCCCGCCUGCAGAAGCAAGAAGCGAAGAGACAGCGAGACAGGCAUCGUCACCGGGCCGCGCCCUGUCGCCCCGUGCGCUUGUCUUCAUUGAGAAUAAGGAGAGCGCGGAACUAGGCGCCCAGUGGCCAAAGUGGCCGGCCUCGCGCUGGAGGCGGCCGAGGCGUUCGCGCUGGAGCCGCAACCCCCUCAGACGGCCACCAAGAUCGGAGACCUGGACCUGGCCAUGAGCUCGUACUUCACCAACUCGUACCUGCCCGACAUGCGGCCGGCAUCGGGCGGCGUCGUCGUCGGCAACGGCGGCGACCACUACGGUCCCCCGCCGCCGCAACAACAGCCGCAGCCCAACGGCGACCACUGCGACCAGCGACAGCAGCAGUACCUUCAGCAGCACUCGUACGGGGGCUCGCCCCAGGGCUACCCGCGGUUCCCGCCGUACGAUAGGCUGGAGAUCCGCGCCAUCAACAGCGCCCCGAACUCUCCCAGCCCACCGAGCGGCUACUACGGUAACCACUGCGGCGUGCCCCCGCCGCCCCCGACGCCGCACCAGCAGCAGCAACAGCCGCCGCAGAGCAUGACGCACCCGAGCGCGUACGUGCCCGCCGCCGCGUCCGUGGACGGCGGCCAGAACUGUCGCGGCUCGCCCAGCGAGGCGCCCGUGCCGCCGGCCAUGGCGCAGUACCCGAGCUGCAAGAUGCAGGGGGCUCCCCUGGGCGCGGGCGACCUGCCGGCCCGGGCGGCCUCCGAGUGCGUCCCGCCGCAGACGCCCGUCAUGCACCAGGCGGCGUGCGGCAGUCCGCCCGGCGUCCACCACUCGCCACCGCAGCAACAGCUCUACUCGCCCAGCCACGGCGGCAUGCCCCCUAACGGCCAGCCCACGCACAACUCGGGGGCCAUGCCCAGCCCUCUCUACCCAUGGAUGCGGAGCCAGUUCGAGCGAAAGCGGGGCCGCCAGACGUACACGCGCUACCAGACUCUGGAGCUGGAGAAGGAGUUCCACUUCAAUCGCUACCUGACCCGGCGGAGGAGGAUAGAGAUUGCGCACGCCCUGUGUCUCACCGAGCGCCAGAUCAAGAUCUGGUUCCAGAACCGGCGCAUGAAGUGGAAGAAAGAGAACAAGGCCAAGCUGGAAGCCGGCCUCGCAUUGGGACACGGGCCGCCCGAGCUUACGCACCACCCGGACCACGGGCCGCAGUGAGCCGACGUGCAUCUCCAUCGCCCCCCGUUUUAUCCUGGCUUUUUUUUUUUUUUCGCCGUCCUCCAACCACCACAAAAACUUGCGUUCGUUACCCCCCGCCUUGUAGCAGUCUGCGCGCUAAGAGAGCGAAUCACGCGGUGUCUAUGCACACACACACGCACGCACGCAUGUCUGUACGACAGUUUGCACAAUUCCUCGUAUAAGUAUACUCGCACGUGUGGCGCCUGCAUUCGCGUGUCUGCACAGCUGCCCCGACUGUUCUUCUUGCCGUAUACGUGCAGCAUAUGUGAGCUGCAGGAAAAGCGAGCCUGCUGUGAGAAUGAAGACAAUUUUCCCGGGGACAAUUUAUUGGGGAACUUGCCUGAUGUUAGUUCCGCGCAUUUCAUCCAAUUUUUCGAAGAGUUUUGCGUUUCAUAACUCUUAUUUCGAGGUCGCGGAUAAAUCUUGAGAAGUUUGUUCUGUAUUAUUCCUGCGUGAAACAUCAUGCCACUCACAGCGGCAGGACGCUCACGCGCAGUGGCCCAGUUGUAAAGGUUAAUAUAGGCCACCUUGUAUGACCCGCUGUCAAAUGUUGAGGCGUACAUGCGCUUGCUUCGAAAGCGUCGGGUCGUUUGUGAAGCGAGUUCAACCUGAGGUCUAUUGCUUGUAUAGCUUUCUUUUUGUUUGUAGAGAUGGACAAUAUAUACUUGACUAUGGCUAGCGAGAGACCCAUUAGUUAUCGUAGUUCCUUGCUCAGGCGAGGAAGCCACCAUAUUAUGUUUCUCCUGUGAGCACUAUCAUGAGUGCUCAGGAGAAGCAUUGAGGUCAUGCCUCUUUUACUGGAAUCUGCUUAAUCAGGGUUGCCAUGGUGCCAUGCAGGUUGCGAUUAACUAACACAAGGUAGCAUGCAUAUCUGUUUCUUGAGAGGUGAAUAACAUUUUUGUUUGCGGCCCGUAGCUAAAGGGUGUGCAUUACUUUAUCAGUCUGCUUAGUUGCAUCAGAUUAACUUGCUUCCUUCGUACAGAGCACAAGUCAAGCAAAAGGCUCAUAAUCAUCCAUUACAGCCCCAGCUCUGAGUACGAUCGCUUAUGCGAAAGUUCAUGCGAGAGAAAAAUUAAGAUUUCAAUAACAUUAUUCUCUAAGUACACUUCGCUAUUUGGAGCAUCAAACACCAUCCUAGUGCUGCAUAACGUUACUUCUUUUGUUUUCUGGCAAAACUAAGAAGCGGAAUGCUGUCCCGGUACACGCAACGAUGUUAUUAGAGUUAUGGCACACCGUGAUCCGCGAUGCGCUACUCUGAUGAGUGGUCUGCGCCUGCGCGACUCUAUGUACAGCGGCAGCUCCUACGGAGCCGACGCUUCGAGCCAACUGCGCAUGCGCCAGCUCCGUCUCGCGGGUGGCGUCAUCCGCCUAUUGCUUGGGUUGUCGGCGCCGUAGGAGCUGCAGCGGUAGGCGGAGCCACGCAUGCACAGACGCUUCAUCAAAGUAGCGUAUCGAGGAUUACGAAAAAAAAAAGUUUCUUAUGGUGCUUCGUGGCAACCCAUGGUAUUAUCUACAUAAGUCAUGCCAUUAUACGUAUUUUGUUUCUCUGACGCAUACCUUCCACCUAUACGUAAAAGCUACCAAAUAUUUUUAGAGUAUUUUCAUUUAAUGAUGAUACAUUCUAUAGAGUUGCUCUAUCACUAGGAAUGUUUACUAUGCCUGACAUACGUAGUGCAUAACUCAUCACGACCUUUUAUUUUUACACGAAUAUAACGAAAUAUUUAUUAAAUAUAAUACGCUCGACUACAGCAGCGUUACUAAACUUGAGUUGCACAGUCUAGUGCGAUACACCGUUCAUACGUGUCUACUGUGACCUUUACGCAUAAUAUACGUUUAUAACGGCGCUCCGACUCGUCCGGAAAAUGCAAACGCCACUUAGUGCAAUAUCUGUGGUUCUAUCAUUAACACACUGACAUGCAACUGUGCAGUUUACCUGAUCAUAUAAUCAUUCAGUGUGAAUUAGCUCGGCACUUCGUACCUCCACAUCCCAUCUCUUCCUCUCCCCUCCCCUGCCUCGUAUUUUUAUGUCGAGUUAAGAAAUUAGCGUUUAGGGUGAAACACAAUGGCGGUCUUCAGGCGCUGAACACGUCAGCUACGCUACAUCAGACAUCUAGGCUACUUUCUUUGCCCUGAAUUCAGUGUUAGUUCCUGGUUCAGAGGUAGGCGGCUACGCAUAGUACAAACAAAAUUUGAAAGGCAUGAUCGGCUAAUGGUUCACAGGCCGAGCUGUCUUCGGUGCCGCUAGAGUGGCAGCACAGUCCGAAUUAGCAUCCAUUGUGCUAGCUCAAAUGGCACUCUAUUAGAUUUUGUUUUACAAGGUGCAAUUCAAGCUUUCCCAAGUGAGCAGUCGCGAAUAUUGUGCGCUCGCUGUGCUAUUUUUCAUCAGAGUAAUAGACCUCAACACUAACCAGGACUGGAGCCUACCUGUGUUCCGCUGUUAGGCAAAGUCAGUUUUCACGUAGUUGACAUCCCUGCUUCGUUUGAGUACUGUACUUCAACAGUAUACUCAGGUGCCAGAGUCACGGAAUGGGCGACCUUGAAGCCACGCCACCGCGCAGCAAGGAUGCCGUGUACUUUCUUUUUUUUUUUUUCUUCUCAGAGGUAAUGGCUACAAGAAGGUAAAGAGAGCAGGUUAGAAUGACGAACCGCCCACACUGCGAAAACAUUUCUUUUCUGUUGUUGUUAUCCGCUCGAUUUUUUUUUUUUUUUGCCUUCCCUCCCUUUUCCGCGAAAGGUCCUACCUCUGUUUCGAGAACUCGUUACAGAAACACGCAAGCCACCCUGCCCCCCUUUACGCUGUGAAUGCACACGGUUGUGCAUUCGCGGGGCAAGCUUUGGAAGGAUGGUCAGUUCUCGCCAGCGCGAACCCCACCGCGCGGCCACAUCGGCGCCCCCCUAGAGAUACCAUUGUGGCGCUUGCGUGGGCGCACGCCUUUGUGUCCAAGUAGCCAGGCGGCGCCUUCUUCUUCGUCCACCCCUCCCGUCCACCCCCCCACCGAGCGCCACAUGCUAGCGGCCACCACGCGCAGCGCACCCCCUGCAUGUACCCCUGUUGCGCAACCACAGCAAGAAAAAAAAAAGCUUGGCGAGCGAGACCACCACACCACCACCAAGCAACAUCGGCCCGGGUCUGGCCGGUCCCGUGAACAAAAAAAAGUGACACGACGCGGGUUUAAGGGUCGUCCGACGGCUGCCAUUUCGCGCCUGGCUCAGCAGCUGCCGAUCUUCGUCUUUCUUCUCUGCCUGUCUGUGUUCCUCGAGAUUGCGUCUACACUGCGGGCGCCACGGCAUUGUACACACAAGGCGCGCAAGCCCGUAUAGCUUUCUUCUCCGCUGGCGCUUCCGAAGAGGUGAUGUUCGGGGAAUGCAUCCCACACCGCGCCUUCACCGUGAGCGGAGUAAGGGAUUCUGCAUCUUCUCGAGGCAGGACGGCUCGAACAUCGACACUGUUCUGCUCCUGGUACUGCUGAAGGAUCUCCUUUCUGCUGCUUCGCCACUGACAACAGCUUAUGUAUUCGCAUGACAAUGUACUGCACGCUGGCAACUUCGACACGCUAUGGGCUCGACUCCAGCCGUCUUCUGCACCAACGCGACAUCUGAACGCGACGACACGCCUGCAUA
This is a messenger RNA of Rhipicephalus sanguineus (brown dog tick), 5295 nucleotides long. Its product is annotated as homeotic protein antennapedia. Gene Ontology annotation, biological process: anterior/posterior pattern specification; negative regulation of transcription by RNA polymerase II. The transcript is spliced from 3 exons. Gene Ontology annotation, cellular component: nucleus. Gene Ontology annotation, molecular function: DNA-binding transcription factor activity, RNA polymerase II-specific; RNA polymerase II cis-regulatory region sequence-specific DNA binding. The record is from RefSeq and is a predicted model, not a curated record. NCBI's taxonomy places the organism in Eukaryota, Metazoa, Arthropoda, Arachnida, Ixodida, Ixodidae. Bases 682 to 1653 code for a protein of 323 amino acids.